AUGUCUAUGUUGUCCACUCACUUGGCAUCCAGCUCCAGUGCAACAGAAAAUGAUCACCAGGACACUAAUAUUGCAUCUCAGGCUGCAGUUAUAUGUUACUCUAUGUCUGUUAAUCCCAUACUUUCCUCCAAAGAUAUUUGGAUAGUAGAUUCUAGUGCUACAAAGCACAUUUGCUCUAUUGCUGCUGCAUUCAUGAACAUGAGAACUAUAUAUGAUUCAAAACUGGAUAUCCACUCCAAGAAGAUGAUUGGCAGGGGUGAUCGAGUACAAGACUUAUAUGUUCUUGAUAUCGAUGUUCUAAAUUCUCUUUCUAACUCUUUUUUUAACAAUGUUUCUGUAAAUGUGUGGCACAACAGGCUUAGUCAUCUUUCCUUUAAGAAACUAGACUCCUUGAAGAAUCAAUUGUUGUGUGAUGUUUCCAAAUUCAAUAAACACAUGCCUUGUUAUAUUUGGCCCCUUGCAAAACAGAGAAGGCUGUCAUUUGAUUCGAAUAAUAACCUUUCAAAUAAUCCAUUUGACAUCAUACACUGUUACAUUUGGGGGCCAUACCAGUUCACUUCAUACUUGGGUUAUAGAUACUUUUUAAAUUUGGUGGAUGAUUGUUCAAGAUUCACUUGGCUAUAUCUGCUGAAGCAAAAAUCUGAUGUUAUAAGUAUAAUUUCUAGAUUUUUCAAUAUGGUCAGUACUCAGUUCAAUGCUAAAAUUAAAAUGUUCAGAUCAGACAAUGCCAAUGAAUUGGCGUUUGAAAGACCACAGCAAAAUUCUGUGGUCGAGAAGAAACACCAACAUCUCUCAAAUGUGGUCGGAUCACUAUUUUUUCAGUCAGGAGUUCCCAUAAAAUUUUGGUCUGACUGUUUAUUAAUGGAUUUUACUAGUGAUGAUGUUAAUCAGUUUGGUGGUAGCUCAAGUACUCCAUCUGACUAUGAUGCAUGUCAAAAUGUUCCAAUUGAUUUGGAAAAUAUUGAAGAGAAAGAAGAAAGAUUUCGUGAAAGAAUGGUUGAAACAGAGAUGCCGCUUACGAUGAUAGACUCGGUAAACUUUACCCGGCUCAUGCAGAAAUAUCUUCAACCCAGAAAAUGUUAUAUUGCUGCUACGGCUCAUUACAUUGAUCAACUGUGGCUUUUACAUAAAAGGAAUAUCGCAUUCAGUUGUGUAGAUUUUUUCCAUAAUGCCACUAACUUAUACAUGGUCUUAGAAGAUAUCAUACAGGAAUAUGAUAUACAAUAUAUGGUUUGGAAUUUUAUUUUUGAUAAUGCUGCGGAGAAAUCAUUUGCCCAUAAUGUAACACAUAGAUGGAACUCUACAUAUCUUAAAUUACAUUCGUGUGAAAAAUACGAUAAAGUGAUUUCACUAGUGAUCAAUGUUGGUGAUACAAAUUUUGAAAUUCCUUCUGAGUUAGCUAGGUAUAUGUGCGUGGAUGUUCAUAGUGUGUUACAACCAAAAGAAUUACAGGAAUUUAGUCUUCUAAAUUGGUAG
Molecule: messenger RNA, 1476 nt
Organism: Olea europaea var. sylvestris
Lineage: Eukaryota; Viridiplantae; Streptophyta; Magnoliopsida; Lamiales; Oleaceae
Exons: 7
Coding region: 1-1476 (491 amino acids)
Molecular function (GO): nucleic acid binding
Source: RefSeq, a predicted model, not a curated record